Hypomesus transpacificus is the source of this 6741-nucleotide messenger RNA. RefSeq names its product WD repeat domain 90 (gene wdr90). Gene Ontology annotation, molecular function: protein binding. The coding region runs from base 440 to 6121 and encodes 1893 amino acids. Gene Ontology annotation, cellular component: centriole. NCBI's taxonomy places the organism in Eukaryota, Metazoa, Chordata, Actinopteri, Osmeriformes, Osmeridae. The record is from RefSeq and is a predicted model, not a curated record. The transcript has 43 exons.
CAGAGUCAUCUUGGGACGUAGUCUACCGACACUGGAAGCGGCGGUGACAGUAGCGGGAGUUCUGAGACAUUCUAAAAAAACUUCUGGUUUGUUUACAUGGAGAUGGUUGAAGAAGAGUUUCAUGCACUACCCUCGCUAGAGGUUUGGAGUAAAACAAAACCUAAGUCUAAUGUCAGAUAAAACAUGCAUAACCUACUAUUUCAUGCCUGCUGAAGCCUGGGGAUAAUAUUAUGUUCAAAAGCAAGUGCUAGCUAACUAGUUUGCCAUACGAGUAACGUUAGCCAUCUGUUUUAGCUAGUAAAUAACGCCGUCCAGAUCUAGUAAGUAGCUAAGCGGCUCGUUAACACUGUGGUGGCUGUACCUUGGGCUAGCUAGCAGCAACAUCCGCCAGUUUAUCUUCGAGUCAACAGGUGGAUAUUUUGAAGGCUAAUCUCCAACAAUGGCCUCGAGAGUGUGGCAGCACCCGUACGUCAACAUCUUCAAGCACAUCAAGAUUGAAGAGUGGAAGAAGUCUUCAAGAGAGGGAGAUGUGACUGCUUACAUGGACAAAACAUUGAAAUGCUCAGUGUUCAGAAUUCGUGGGUCCAUCCCGGCCAGCAACUACAUCCUCUUACCCAAGACCAGCAGUCAGUCCUUGGGGCUGACUGGACGUUUCAUCUACCUCCUUUUCAGACCCAGUCCUGACAAACACUUUGUGGUACAUUUGGACAUAGCAGCAGAGGAGAGCCAGGUUAUCCGGGUGUCUUUUUCCAACCUGUUCAAGGAGUUCAAGUCCACGGCCACUUGGCUGCAGUUCCCUUUCCUGUGUGGAGCAGCCAAAGAUUCUGUGUACGACAGCACCGCCAAAACGGCGAGACACGACCUUGUGGGUCCGGCCCCCCCCACGGUGCGUUGGACCUGUCUCACCAUGGACCUCCAGUACGUGCUGUCCGUCUACCUCAACCGCCGGCACAGCCACCUGAAGAGCAUCAAGCUGUGUGCCAACCUGUCCGUCAAGAACAUUUUCACUAGCGACCUGCUUUUAGACCCAGGAUUGUCCUUCAGUGAGGCCAAGCAGGCUGGGUUGGUGUCUGUCCAGGGCACAGGGCCCAUGCCCAGGGAGAUGUGCUUCCCCGUGCCCAAAGGAGGCCGCUGGCACGACCUCUAUGACUACAUAAGGUUUCCUUCCGAUGGUUCCAAGAUGCCCUUUGACUCCAUUCAGAAAGGCCUUCCAAGCCCUAUAUCCAUGUGUGCCCCCGGCAGUAAAAGCCCCAGCAGAGAGGUGUCCCGCAGGGUGAACCUCAGUAAACCAGUGCAGGACCGGGUGUCUCUCAUCCAGCAGAUCACCAGCCCCAAGCUUCUUCCAAAAAACCGCACCACCUUGGUGACCUCCAGCGUUCCUGAGCUGGGUGUGGUCACCUCCGGGGAGGGUGUGGUCACCUCCGGGGAGGGUGUGGUCCCCUCCGGGGAGGGUGUGGUCACCUCCGAGCUGAACGCCAAACACUCUCAGGAGGACUGGGGUUCCCAUGGCGACGACCCUGAGAGAGGUUGCUGGUCGCACACUUCCGGUUCAUACCACUCUGCGUCCCGAACGCCGUCCGUGGUUGAGGGAGGUGUGCAUGUGUACGCGCGCCCAGAAGAUGACUCUGCCUUCCGUGUAGAAGAUGGCGAAGGAGAGGUUGUGUGCACUGCUGUCACGCGGCCCAUCUCUCUUCCCUCAGUCAAGGAGUCCAGACACAGUAAGCUGUAUCCUGAUCCCAUUCUCCGGCUGAACCGUAUCAUAGGUUUUGGCGGAGCCACUCUGAAGUGUGCUUUGUGGACCAAGAGUGGGGAUGAGGUGGUGUACCCCUGCCACGCCAUCAUCAUCUCCAUGAACAUUUCCUCAGGACAGCAGAGGUUUUUCACCGGCCACACAGACAAGGUGUCUGCCCUUGCGUUCACUGGCAACACCACGCUGUUGGCGUCGGCGCAGACAGGAAGCCAGGGCGUGGUGAGAGUGUGGAGCUACGCUAAGGGCAGCUGCCUGGCCAUGUUUAGGACCCACGCACACUCUCUGUCCUCAGUCAGCUUCUCGUAUGGUGGUGGUGUUCUCUGCGGGGUAGGGAAGGACAACCACAGCAAGACGAUGGUGGUGGUCUGGAACACGCAGCACGUCAGCAGAGGACAGGUGACCGUCCUAGCCAAAGCACACACGGACGUGGACAUUCAAACCAUGAAGAUCGCCUUCUUUGACGAUACAAGGAUGGUGUCGUGUGGCCGUGACAACGUGCGUCUGUGGCGUGUGAGGGGCGGGGCCCUUCGCUCCUGCCCCGUCAACCUGGGAGAGUACCACUCCCUGGACUUCACCGAUGUAGCCUUCGAGGAGGGACAGCGUUCCCACGGCGACCCAGAGGACCGCUCGCUGUUUGCCAGCAGCAGGAGUGGCCAUAUCCUGGAAAUUGACUAUAGAAACGUGGUGAUAAGAAACGUCAGGAGACUGCUGCCCACCCAGCAGUCCCACUCCAAGCGCAGAGAGAAACAGACGUUCAGCACGGGUCCAGGCAUCGCCGUGAGCAGCAUCAGCGUGUCGUCUGCGUUCUGUGCCACCGGCUCUGAGGACGGCUACCUACGUCUCUGGCCUUUGGACUUCUCCACAGUGUUCCUGGAAGCUGAACAUGAAGGGCCGGUGAGUCUGGUGUCAGUGUCGGCCGACGGCCUCAGCGUCCUCUCCGCCACCUCCACCGGUAACCUUGGCUACCUUGACGUGAGCAGCCGUGGCUACGGCACCCUGAUGAGGUCACACACGGACACCGUGCUCGGCUUCAGCGUGGACGGCAUCCGGCGCCGCCUCACUUCCGCCUCCCGCGACGGGACCGUGCGUGUCUGGGACAUGGACUCCAUGCAACAGCUGUUUGACUUUGUGUCGGAGGACACCCCCUGCUCGGUGGCCUUCCACCCCAGCCUCCAGGUCUUCUCUUGUGGAUCCACCUCCGGGACCGUCAGGGUGUUUGACAUCGCCAGCUCCAAGCUGUUGGCGGAGCACAGCCAGCACCGAGGCCAGGUGGUGGGUCUUGUCUUCUCCCCAGACGGAGAGUCCUUGUACAGCGUUGGCUCCCUCGGCGCUCUGGUUCUGUACAACUCCUCCUCCGAAGACCACCACGUGGUCAGAGUACUGGGUAACGUGGUGGCACGGGGGACCGAACGGGGUCCGGAUGCCCUCGUCGUCAGUAGCGACAGCCGCUGUUUGGCGUUUGUGGGCCCCUCAGAGUACACAGUCACCAUCAUGGACGCCCGCUCUCUGGACGAGCUCCUGCGUGUGGACGUCAGCAUCCUGGACAUGGAGAGCACCAGGCUGGACUCUGCCCUGAAGGUGUGCUUCUCCCCGGCCUCCACCGCCCACCUGCUGGUCACAACCACCGCCAACAAGAUCCUCUGGGUCAGUGCCAAGAGUGGGAGGCUGCUACGCGAGGCCUCCCAUGUCCACAAGCAGCAGUGCUCCUCUGUGGUGGUGAGUGAGGAUGGCCGCUACCUGCUCACUGCAGGACACAACGUCGUCAAGGUGUGGGAUUACAGCAUGCAGCUGGACAUCAACUCCCAGAUGUUUAUAGGACACAGCCAGCCUAUCAGCCAGGUGAACUUUACACCCGACCAGAUGAGUGUGGUCUCCGUGGGAGACGCCAUCUUUCUCUGGGACUUCCUGGCCCACCCACGGGAGUCUGGGACUUGUAGUCCUUCUAGCCGAGCCCUGAUCACGCCUCAUAAAACAGCGAAUGGUGAGCCAGAUGUUCAGGUAAUGCUGCUGUCCAAUGGGAUGCCUCGAGGGAUCGCUCCCCUGCCGUUCUCACACCCUCCCUGUUUGGAUAUCAGCGCCAUUGACGCAAUCGGACUGGAAGACUCGUGUCCGUGUGAGGAGCUUGAGCAGAUCCCUCACCGCUCUGUCCACGGCCCCACGUCAGGCCCCUCCCCCUGCCCUGACCCCGCCCCUGACCCCGCCCCUGACAUGGCGGCCGGCUCCUUCCUCAAAGUCACCGAGAUGGCGUCAGCCCCAGACUCGUCUCCUCUGAGGACCAAUCAGAAUAGAGAGUUGGACAAUGUGGAGUCUGAGGAGGACAAGACUGUAAGGCCUGAUUGUUAUAAGCACUUUACUCCACGUUUCAAAACCUCCACUCUGGACCAGACGGCUGGGAACGCCCACCAAUCAGGAAAACAGGGCUUGAGUUUAAAAGCUGUGAUUGGCUACAACGGGAAUGGACGUGGAAACAUGGUGUGGAAUCCAGAUACAGGCCUGUUUGCGUACUCGUGUGGUAGCGUGGUGGUGCUGGAAAACCUUCACACGGGCUCUCAGAGGCACUGGCAAGGUCACACAGAGGAAGUCUCCACUCUGGCUGUUUCCAACGACGCACUAAUGGUGGCGUCGGCGGCGGGGGGGCGCGAUGGCGCCACAAGCCUAAUCUGCAUAUGGAACGUUCAGGACGGCGCCUGCAGGAAAACCAUGUCCCACCACCGGGGGGCAGUGCAGAGCAUGGCCUUCUCCAGGGACGACCUCCUCUUCCUCUCUGUUGGAGACUUCCGCGAGCCAGAAGUGGCUCUGUGGAGCAGCAGGAGCUUCCAGCUGCUGUCCAGGGUGGGCGUGGCCGGGCCGCUCCACGAUGUGGCCUUCAGCCCCUCGGCCGCCAGCCAGCUGGCCUGCGUGGGCCGCCUGGGGGUGGCGUUCUGCCAGGUCACCUCCUCAAGCCCAGACCCUGAGCUCCAGAUGCAGAACAUGGCCGUCCCUGAGGAGGUGGGGGAGGUGGAGCUGACGGCGCUAUGCUACAACACUAACAACAUCCUGUUCACGGGCACUAACGGAGGACACGUGUGUGUCUGGGACUGUCUGAGCCAGCGCUGCUUCAUGACUUGGGAGGCAGACCAGGGAGAGAUAGGAGUGCUGCUGUGCAGAGGGAACCGCUUGCUGACAGGCAGCAACACGCGUCGGCUGAGACUGUGGGGGGUCUCUGCUGUACAGAGCCUGAGGCCAGGAGGAGCAGGAGGAGGCACUGCUACCACAGAGGACCGAGGGGCCCUGGUGCUAUUGGAGCAGGAGAUCGUUCUGGACGGGACCGUGGUGAGCGCUGCGUUUGAUGACGUUCUGGACAUGGGAAUCGUGGGCACCACGGCGGGCACACUGUGGUACAUCAACUGGGUGGACAAUUCCAGCAUACGCCUCAUAAGCGGACACAAAACCAAGGUGAAUGACGUGGUUUUCAGCCCAGGCGAGACCCACUUUGCCACCUGUGGAGAGGAUGGAAGCGUCAGGGUCUGGUGUUCCCCCAGCAAUGAGCUGGUGAUGCAGUUCCUGGUGCUCAACCAGAACUGCAAGUGUGUUUGUUGGAGCCCCGAACAGGGUUCAUCUACGGGGGGCGCGUGCGUAGCGGCGGGCUACAGUGACGGAACCCUCCGGAUCUUCCGCCUGUCGUCCUCUGAGAUGGAGCUCAAGCUGCAGCCUCACCCGGUGGCCGUUACCUCGGUCCAGUACUCCGUUAAUGGUCUUGUGCUUCUGUCGGCGGGAAAGGAUGGGCUGAUAGCGGUGAGCAGCCCCGUGACCGGAAAGGUCGUCCGCGUCCUUGGUGACCACAAGGGGGCACUCAUCACCACCAUGCAGUGUGUGAAAAAACAGUACAAAGAGUUUGGACUCAAAGGAAACGACAUGUGGUUGGCUGCCAGUGCAGACCGACGUGUCAGCAUUUGGGCAUCUGAUUGGAUGAAGGAUAAGUGUGAACUGCUUGAUUGGCUCACGUUCCCUGCUCCCGCCCACCCCAAGGACCCAGACAGCCUACCCCCCAGCUUGGCAGCUUUCAGCCCCACAGACCCUGGCCUCGUCAUCUACACAGGCUUUGGGGUGGAGAAAGAGCUGUCCUUCUACAGCCUGUCUUUAAAACAGGUUGUUAAGAAGAUCGCCUUGUCUCACUGGGCCACGAGCCUCAGUCUCUCCUCCAAAGGACAUCUGGUUGCCGUGGGCUCCCAAGAGAGGGUGCUGAAGCUGAUCCAGUCUUCCAGCGGCAGGUUCCAGGACUUCCUCCACCACAGCGACUCUCUCCAGACGUGUCGCUUCUCCCCCUCGGGGGAGCUGCUGUUCAGCUCAGCCUACAAUGAGAUCCUGCUCUGGGAAGUCCAGGGCCUGUAGAUCUGGAGAGAGGGGCAGGUCGCCAUGCUGACAACAUCCUGGCACCCUCAGACCUGUCUCAGGCUCUGCCUGUCUGUCCCAUCUCUGUCUGUCUGUCUGUCUGUGUGCAUACUGAUAACGUUUUCAAAAGCUCUGUUUUUAUAGUUGGACCAAAGUCGAUUUAAUUGAAAUGAAUGAUAUGGGUGGUGUUGGGAAAUAUUUGAAAUGCUAAAUGUUAAACCUCACCUGGAACUGAAGUCGAUUUAAUAGAAUGUUACUGUGUUGGUGGUGAUGGCAACCUUGUAGGUCACCUAAACACCACUCCAAUAUUGAUCUGUUGAUGGUAGGACUUAAUUCAAAAACAUGGACAGAGAGGAUAUUGUUUACACGCAUGAUUGUAAGUCAGUGGUUUUUAUUUGACUUUGCAAGAAAAUUCUGUCUUGAAAUAUUUAAUUCAUGAAGGAAAACCUCUUCUGUAAUGUCUGUUGGUUCUUUAAAUCUGGGAUUUGUUUAGUUUAGUUUAUAUGAAACAGUUUUUUAACAUGUUUGUUCAAUUCAAACUAUAAAUUAUGCACUAAAUGCUACAGUUCAAAUCAACACUUAUUUAUUUUUGUAACUGUUCUUUUAAAUAAACAAUUUUA